Molecule: messenger RNA, 1233 nt
Organism: Asparagus officinalis (garden asparagus)
Lineage: Eukaryota; Viridiplantae; Streptophyta; Magnoliopsida; Asparagales; Asparagaceae
Product: mucin-1-like
Exons: 3
Coding region: 1-1233 (410 amino acids)
Source: RefSeq, a predicted model, not a curated record
AUGUCUGGGUCUGGAGCUGCACUGCCCGCCUCUUCUGCUGCAUCGGGUGCAGUCCCGGCGACUUCGAAGGGCGCUUCUCCGCAGUCUGGCGUGAGGCCACCGACGGGAGUUCCAACGGCUUCUGCGUCCGCAUCAGGAGGUGUGGUUGAGAAAGUGAUCUCCGUUCCCUCUGACGAAGAGGAGGAGGCUGGAAAUGAAGAGGGGCCUACAGGAUCAGCUGAUCCUGUCCAAGAAGCCGCUGGCAAAGAGGAUCUUCCCUCUUGGACGAGUCGCUCGUCUGGUGAGACGGGCGAAUCUGAGGAGGAUGAUGACGUCUCGGUUCAUGAGGCAUUGUCCAGCGAGGAAGAGGUGUUGGCUCGUGAGGAUGUGUCCGGCCAAAUAGGGGGAUCCCCUGCUCCUGCGGCAGCGCCGGCUGGGGAUCGUUCAUCAGUGCGAGAGUCUCCGCUUCAAAGGGAGGCUUCUACUCUGCAAGUGACCACUCCCUUGUCGGCGGCGGCCGUUGAUGCUGUGACCGCUGCUCCGAGGGCGUCAUUGGUCACACCGGCUUUGGCGGCGCCAAUCACCACUUCUACGGUUGUGACUACGGGCACUUCAACCGCGAUUUCAUCCACGGCGGAGGAGGCUGCCCUCUCUCCCUUGGUGCGAGAGUCUUCGCUUCAAAGGGAGGCUUCUACUCUGCAAGUGACCACUCCUUUGUCGGCAAUGGCCGUUGAUGCUGUGACCGCUGCUCCGAGGGCGUCAUUGGUCAUACCAGCUUUGGCGGCACCAAUCACCACUUCUACGGUUGUGACUAUGGGCACUUCAACCGCGAUUUCAUCCACGGCGGAGGAGGCCGCCCUCUCUCCCUUGGAGCGUGAGCGAAGAAGGAGUGCGGCACGAUCCGUGGCUGAUUUCCAAGACACUCUAGCCGCAUGCAUCAGGCUCGCUUUGGAGGAGAAUUGUCCUUUCAAGAGUUUCGAAGAGGAUAUCGAUUAUGUCGUGUGCUUCUUAAUCAAGAGGCUUGGCCGGACUGCGGCGAUGCCCUACUUCCAGCGUAAGGAGGAAGUGAAGGAAGCGGUUCAACGGUUGCUCGCUCUUCGCGCGAAGAGCUCCACUCUCGUGGAUCUUGCAAUCGGCGAAGUCCGAGCAGCGGGGGAAGAACGCGAUCGCCGUCUGGACGAGACCAUGUCGCUGGAGGCGAGAUUGUCAGCAGAGUUGGAGCAAGCCAAGGCUGAGGAUGAGACAGAAGGCUGA